GUUAGAUCUGAUGUGUUGUUUUUGUUUUGUUUUUUGUCGUUUUUUGUUACUAUUGUUAUAAUGUUAAAUAGUAGUUAAAUAAUAGUAAAUAAACAUUUUUUGUAAAGCAUAAAAAUAAAAGUACUGAAAUUUAACUUUAAUUAUUAAUUAUAAACAUAUAGCUCAUAAAAUAUUGAAAUAUGACCGAACCCAUACAUUUGAAUACUAGAGCUAGCACCAAAAAAGAACUAUUUUUUUAUCAUAACUAUUUAACAGGCCUCAUUAAAGCUUUAGAAGGUGAAUAUACAGUAAUAGAUUUAAGAAACGAGAGCAGUAUUGCAGGAAGAAUCUCAAGAGUUGAUGGAUUUAUGAAUAUUGAUAUGGAUGAUGUAAUAUUUCGGGAUGCCCUAGGUAACGAAUAUUGCUUUGAACAAUUUUUUGUCCGACAUCGGAAUAUCAGGUAUGUACAUAUUCCGAAAGAACUGAAUUGUAUGGAGUUGAUUCAAGAAAAUAUUAGUGGAAUGAGAAGGGUUAAGCCGGAUAAAAGAAAAAUAACUUUCAAACAAUUUAGAGCAUUAAAAUACCAACAAGAAACUGUGAGGUCUCUUGGUAAAACUAAGUAAUAAAGCCUUAUCAAUUAUUA
Messenger RNA from Diabrotica virgifera virgifera (western corn rootworm), 622 nucleotides. RefSeq names its product U7 snRNA-associated Sm-like protein LSm10. NCBI's taxonomy places the organism in Eukaryota, Metazoa, Arthropoda, Insecta, Coleoptera, Chrysomelidae. Gene Ontology annotation, biological process: mRNA 3'-end processing by stem-loop binding and cleavage. The transcript is spliced from 2 exons. The record is from RefSeq and is a predicted model, not a curated record. Bases 180 to 602 code for a protein of 140 amino acids. Gene Ontology annotation, cellular component: nuclear body; cytoplasmic U snRNP body. Gene Ontology annotation, molecular function: U7 snRNA binding; histone pre-mRNA DCP binding.